Molecule: messenger RNA, 3943 nt
Organism: Brassica napus (rape)
Lineage: Eukaryota; Viridiplantae; Streptophyta; Magnoliopsida; Brassicales; Brassicaceae
Product: probable glycosyltransferase At5g03795
Exons: 5
Coding region: 233-1873 (546 amino acids)
Molecular function (GO): glycosyltransferase activity
Source: RefSeq, a predicted model, not a curated record
AUUAACAUUAACAUUACCGUUAUCCUCCACUUCUCUCCCUCUGGAUCGAGAAAAAUAAAUCUCCGAUCCAUUCUUAUCUCCAAUCACCGUAAACACCAAGGUUUAUUUGAUCUACUUCUAAACUUAGGGUUUGUGAGUUUGAUUCGGGGAUUCAAAAGAGAAUCUGCCAAUGGAGCGUUGUUUGUUGCGUAUAGAAGAAGAAACGAGUUAGGGUGAGAUUUGAUUUGUGUAGAUGGUGACGAUGAAAAGCCCUUUGAGGAUAUUCAUAGAGGUUUCGAUGAAGGAAUUGAUUAGAAGUUUCAGGAGGCAAAGGAUCAGAUGGAGAAACGCGUUUCUUCUCGGUUCUAUAAUGACCACCAUUGUUAUUCUUCUUCACACACCCACAUUUUCUAUCUUCUCCGAUGAUGAAGAAACCGAGUCUUCUUCUUCGCCUAUCUACUUGAACGGUUCUCUUCAUUUGAAUAUCCAAAUUGUUAGUGAAGCAAAGGUUGAAAGCUUUCCUUCUCUUACAACGACUCCUGUAGUGAAAAUGAAUUCUUCCUCCGAGAUCAAACGUGUAGAUGAAGAAACCAAUCUACCGAGGAAAAGACAAAAAAGGAAGAGAAGAAAGAAGACAAAAGACGAUCUCAUUCUCACUGAUCCUCCACCAGCACCACGACAUAUUCUUUCUUCCUCAGAGAGACGUGCUCUUUCAUUGCCACCAAAGGAAGCUUUAGCUUUUGCAAAGCUGGAAAUUCAGCGAGCACCUGAAGUCGUGAAUGACACGGAACUGUUUGCUCCAGUGUUUCGUAAUCUCUCAAUUUUCAAAAGGAGCUAUGAGCUUAUGGAACUUAUUUUAAAGGUCUACAUAUACCCCGACGGAGAGAAACCGAUAUUCCAUCAACCGCAUUUGAAUGGUAUAUAUGCUUCAGAAGGUUGGUUCAUGAAGCUAAUGGAGUCAAACACACAGUUUGUAACCAAGAACCCUGAGAAGGCUCACUUGUUCUACAUGCCGUACAGUGUGAAACAGCUUCAGCAUGCUAUCUUUGUUCCUGGAUCACAUAACAUUAAACCUUUAUCGAUCUUUAUAAGAGACUACGUCAACAUGCUCUCCAUCAAAUACCCUUUCUGGAACCGCACUCACGGAUCAGAUCACUUCCUCGUCGCUUGCCACGAUUGGGGUCCUUACACGGUGAGCGAGCACCCGGAGCUAAGACAAAACACUAUUAAAGCUCUAUGUAACGCAGAUUUAUCAGAUGGAAUCUUCGUCCCCGGAAGAGACGUUUCUCUCCCGGAGACUUCCAUAAGAAACGCCGGGAGGCCGCUCCGUAACAUAGGAAACGGAAACAGAGUUUCCCAACGUCCGAUCCUCGCUUUCUUCGCUGGAAACCUCCACGGUCGUGUCCGUCCACAGCUUCUAAAACACUGGAGAAACAAAGACGACGACAUGAAAAUCUACGGUCCGCUUCCGCACAACGUAGCUCGUAAAAUGACGUACGUGCAACACAUGAAGUCAAGCAAAUACUGUCUAUGUCCAAUGGGGUACGAAGUGAACAGUCCACGAAUCGUUGAGGCUAUAUAUUACGAGUGUGUCCCCGUAAUCAUUGCUGAUAACUUCGUCUUGCCGUUCAGCGAAGUGCUUGAUUGGUCUGCGUUCUCAGUGGUUGUGCCGGAGAAGGAUAUUCCACGGAUUAAGGAAAUACUGUUGGAGAUUCCGAUGAGGAGAUAUCUGAAGAUGCAGAGCAACGUGAAGAUGGUUCAGAAACAUUUUUUGUGGAGUCCUAAACCUAGAAGAUACGAUGUGUUUCAUAUGAUACUUCACUCUAUUUGGUUUAACCUUCUCCAUCAUAACCAAACUUCUACUCAUGUUCCCAGUUUCAGACAACAUCCUUGAUUAUGUCUAUAUAUAUAAAUACAAAGUUGCACUAGUUGACAUACUCGUUCUUUAAGGCCCAUAUUGAGUAUUAAUCGGCUUAAAAGAUGGCUCAAAUGAUCCCCCAUCAGAACCAAACUUUUACUCAUGUUCUCAGUUUCAGACAGCAUCCUUGAUUAUGUAUAUAUAUAUAAAAACAAAGUUGCACUAGUUGACAGUCUCGUUAUUUAAGGUUCAUAUUGAAUAUUAAUCUGCUUAAAAGAUGGCCCAAGUGAUCCCCCCCCCUCCAAUGUACAGUCUACUUGGUUUAACCUUCUCCAUCAGAACCAAACUUAUACUCAUGUCCCCAGUUUCAGACAGCAUCCUUAUUAUGUCUAUAUGUAUAAAAACAAAGUUGCACUAGUUGACAUGCUCGUUUUUUAAGGCCCAUAUUGAAUAUUAAUCGGCUUAAAAGAUGGUCCAAAUAAUCCCCCCAAUGUAGAGUCUAUUUUUCCGUAUAUUGGUGGUGAAAGAUGACAAAUUGUUCCGAUCCAAUCAGAUCUCUUUUUCUUUGUAGCACCAUAUCCAUAUUUGUAUUAUUAAAUACUAGAUCUAGACUUGUGCCUUGCACAGAUUUUGCUAUAUAUAUAAAAAAACAAAGUUGCACUAGUUGACAGGCUCGUUCUUUAAGGCCUAUAUUGAAUAUUAAUCGGCUUAAAAGAUGGCCCAAAUGACCCCCCCCCCCAAUGGACCCGUGCGUUGCACGAAUUUUAUUUGAUGUUAUCACUAACACAUAAAAAAUGAAAAUAUUGUUUCACUUUAGUUCUUGGAUUUUAUGAUAAUUAUGAUAAUCUCUAGUAAGGAUAAUGGUAAAACAAUUUAAAGUUUUUUUUUUUGUGCAACCCAUAAUUUAAAGCUAUAUCAAGAAAAGAAACACACCAAAUAUUUUUCUUGUAUGAAAGAAUUUCCGAUUUUAAGCAAUAAUUUUUUUGUGACAAAAUCCAGGAGAGUUUAAUAUUAUAUAUUGAUGUGAAUAAUUGUAAUAAAUUUUGGAUUAUGAUUUCUUAAAAAGAAAAUUUACUAUUUAAAUAGGAAAUUUUAUUAUUUAGAAGGAAAUUUUGAAAUAUUUAUUUUACAAUUUUUUUGUUUUAAUAAGAAAAAUACUAUUAAAUAAUUCUUUUGUGUUAUUAUCUUAUUAUAUCUAUCUUAUUAAUUAUGAUAUAUUUUAACACAUGUCAUCAUCCUAAAUUUUUAAUUGUCAUGUGUCACCAUCAUAUUAAUUAUCGACUUUGAACUAAUAUUUUGCUAUUGGUUUAGGAUUUUAAAAAAACACUAUUAAAUAAUUCCUUUGGGUUAUUAUCUUAUUAUAUUUAUCUUAUUAAUUAUGAUAUAUUUUAACACAUGUCAUCAUCUUAAAUUUUUAAUUGUCAUGUGUCAUCAUCAUGUUAAUUAGCAACUUUGAAAAACCAAGCUUUAUAUAAUAAGAUUUGAUAUAAGUUUUAUAAUUGGGUAUGAAGUAUAAAUUUACUUUUAUUGUUGAAAUAAGUGUGGACAUUGUGACCAACAAAAACUGUAUCAUAAAACUUUUAUUUUAGGUUCAGAAAAUGUAUUAGCUAAUUACACAAAUGAUAAGGUCAUAUACUUAAUCAAACUCUAUAUUACUAACAGCAAACAAAUUAUCUAUUAACAGAAAAUCAACAAAAAUAUCUUAAUUGUUUGAAGAUAUAUAAAUUUAUUUGAUUUAGGAAAAUAUCCUCAUAAAUAAAUUAAGCCGUUCUUGCUGCUAAAAUAAAUAAAUACCUGCAGUCGUACAUGAACGUAUGUCCGUAUACAUAAACCUAAACCUUUUUGUAUCAACCUAUUAAAAACUAUUUUUGAUCAACCUGUAAACCUAAACCUUCCGAUUAUCCUAAGAGAAAGAAAAAAAGAAAUUUUAAGUACAUCGAGCAAAACUGUUUCGGUGAUAGUCGUGAAGUAAUUAAGGUAUUGCUUUAGGAAUAAGUAAUGGCCCAUAUGAUUUAAACAAUUGGACCAAUUCCAUCGACCAUCUAUAAUUGUGACAUGUACAUCGCUGAUGGGCGGGUGGUCCUCUACGUAUUAUUAUGUGUCUAC